GGAAGAGAGGAACCAAACCCAAGUUCUGAGGCAGCAGCAGGAUGAGGCAUAUCUGGCAUCCUUGCGUGCGGACCAGGAAAAGGAGCGCAAAAAGAAGGAGGAACGGGAGAGGAAGAAGAAGAAGGAGGAGGAAGUGCAGCAGCAAAAACUGGCAGAGGAGAAACGGAGACAGACGCUGCAGGAGGAGAAGGAGCGGAAGUCCGAAUGCCUUCCUCCCGAGCCCCAUCCCGAUGACCCAGAGAGCGUUAAGAUCAUUUUCAAGCUGCCUAAUGAUUCCAGAGUGGAGCGGCGAUUCCACUUCACACAGUCAUUGACGGUGAUCCACGACUUCUUGUUCUCCUUGAAAGAAAGCCCUGAAAAGUUCCAGAUCGAGGCCAACUUCCCUCGCCGUGUCCUGCCCUGCCUCCCUACAGAGGAGUGGCCCAACCCACCCACGCUGCAGGAGGCCGGACUCAGCCACACGGAAGUCCUCUUUGUGCAGGACCUCACGGACGAUUGACACUUUUCCAGAAGACACAAAAUGGAAAGAGAAAUUCAUAUUAUUAUUAUAAUACAAUAUUUUUUUUAAAAGACUGCGUACAACCAAGGGAUCAGAGACCACAUCGCCUGUGCCAGCUGUGCUGUGUGUGUGCACUGGCGAGAGGAGGUGUGUGCACGUCCUCACACACCCAUGUACACAGCCAUCCCCUACACUUGGAGGGCAGAGAGGGAGGGGAGCUGGUGUUGCCCCUCCGCCCUCUCUGGGGAGGAACAGGAAUGGCAGCUCUCAGUAAUUAUUGCUUUUAUUGACAACAAUAACAAUAAAACCCCAACAACCUGACAUCUUGUGAAGAUUUGAUACUCUGCUGCUCCUGACAGCCAGAAGACUGGGCACCUGAACGUGCUGGGAGUGGGGUGGGAGGGAAGGGCUGGACAGAAUCUCUUCAGCUUCCCUCUGUGUAUAAAUAUCUUUCUUUUAAUAUUUCUCUUGCUUUGUAAUGACCAAAGGAGAAUGGGGUUGACUAUAGUAUUAACUUUUUGAUAAAGAGCUGGUUCAAUUCUUUACCCGUGUGGGGUCUUGCCCAGGGUUCUUAGCCUGCGUAGUGUAAUAAACUCUGCCUCUAGCA
Messenger RNA from Antrostomus carolinensis (chuck-will's-widow), 1106 nucleotides. RefSeq names its product FAS-associated factor 2. Lineage: Eukaryota; Metazoa; Chordata; Aves; Caprimulgiformes; Caprimulgidae. The record is from RefSeq and is a predicted model, not a curated record. The annotation marks the transcript as partial. Gene Ontology annotation, biological process: ERAD pathway. Gene Ontology annotation, molecular function: ubiquitin binding. The transcript has 3 exons. Gene Ontology annotation, cellular component: endoplasmic reticulum.